Messenger RNA from Daktulosphaira vitifoliae (grape phylloxera), 5395 nucleotides. Its product is annotated as maternal protein pumilio-like. Gene Ontology annotation, biological process: post-transcriptional regulation of gene expression. The transcript has 20 exons. Gene Ontology annotation, molecular function: mRNA 3'-UTR binding. Gene Ontology annotation, cellular component: nucleus; cytoplasm. The record is from RefSeq and is a predicted model, not a curated record. The coding region runs from base 554 to 4150 and encodes 1198 amino acids. NCBI's taxonomy places the organism in Eukaryota, Metazoa, Arthropoda, Insecta, Hemiptera, Phylloxeridae.
CUGUUAACUGUUGGUCGUAGUGGAGAGUGGAAACCUCGAAGGUUGGCGAUUUAUCUGCGCAGGAGCGAGAGAGACGAUUUGGGAGAAAAAAGGGAAUUGCCAAUGUCGCUUGUCCUCGUCUAAUGUAAUUCAAUGUUGGACAAAACCUCCCGACGGAGGCCGUGUAACUUGUAAAUAUCGUAACAAAAAUAUACAUAAAAAGUAUACAUAUUAUACACGUGUAUAUACCUAUUUAUUCAUUUAAUUAUUUGUGUGUUUGUAUGAUAAUAUUGUAAAAUUUCGUCCGUUUGUGGAUAAUUGUGAGUGCCGGCUUUGUGUGUACCAGUGGUUCACUUUUUACGCCGUGAAAAUAUUAAUUUAAGCAAAAAUCACUAUUUCUUAUUCUAUUUCUUUUAAUUUAUCAAAAUAUUUCUGAAAUAGUAAAAUUUUCAUUAAUUAAUUUAUUGUAGUGUAUAUAAAUUGGCUAUCUUUCUACAUUGAACAGUUUAUACAAAUUCGACUGUAACUGAUCUUAAACAGAAUAGAUACUGAACUAAAUUUUUAAAAUUUUCAAAUGAAGUGGUUAGGCGCAGGAAAUGUACCUGUUUCCAGCACAAAUAAUACAGUGUUGAAUAACAGUCAUUUACAAGAACAUCAACAACAGUUAAAUGAAAAUGAAUCAAGUGGUGAUAAUGUGUUGCGACAAGUGGUACAGGAAGAACCAAUCGUCAAUUAUGUGUUUGAUUGUGCUUCAGGAGAAUCUCAAGAAUAUGGAAUACAGUCUACACAAAUACAAUCAAAAGUUCCACAGCCUAGAUGGCCAUCAUCUGCUGAAGAUUGUUUCUUAGAACAAAUGCAGGAGAAAUGGAAAUAUUUCUCUGCCAAAAUGUCACAACCACCACCCCAAAUUUCUGAAGUACCCAGUGUACAAUAUCAAUUACAACCAAUAAUAGUAAAAUCAGGAGAAGGUGGUACUGAACAGUAUGUAUUUGGUGCACCUCCUGGAUUGCAUCCUUAUCAACAACAUAUGGCAGAUUUAGCUAGUUCGUCAAUGGCUCAUAAUUCAACUCAUACAAUUAUUUCUACACAACAACAGCAACAACAACAUGCUAUGGAUAUGCACUUGCGAAAUGGAGAAAUUGCGUCUUCAACUAAGAAGUUAUGGGGCGUAGAAGAAGGUAAAGAAGAUGGACCUAAAGGAAUUUUGAACUUGAAUGAUCAUCAUCACCAGAUGUGGAGGGACUCCACGUGGAGUUCAAACAGUGAGUCACGAAGAGGAGCUGGAUUUCCAGUUGGUAAUGAUUCUGCUAAUAUUUUAUCACCCAGAUCAUCUGAGGCAGGAAUUGGCAUGAAAAUGGUCGAGUAUGUCUUAGCAAGUACUCCCAACAAAAUGGAAACAUUAGAACCUAGAAUGAGAGGUUUAGUAAUAAGUGAUGGUGAAACAAUAAAAAAAGAAAAAGAUAAACCUCCUAGUUCGCCAUAUGAUUCUGUAAAUAGUAAUAAAAAAGAAAUUGAAAAUGGAAACUGUUCUGCUGUUGUUCAACAAAAUGGAAUUGUUGUUGUACAAAAUGGUUUGGAUGAAGAUAAAUAUAUAAAUAGACAAGCAUCUCCUAGUGAAGAAGAAAUUAAUAAAAAUGGAAUGAAUGCAGUCUCAGGCAAUCAAGUUGCAAAUGCUGGUUCUAAUAAUGUUGUUGUAAUUGAUAGCCUACACGGUUUACAUCAGGGUCAACUUUUGAAUCAUCAUCAUCAUGGAAUGACAAUGCCUUUACAUCAACAAUUUCAAGUACAGGGGGGUGACCCUCAACAAAUGGAUUUGAAUUCAUAUCAUGCAAGUAAUGCUCAACAACAGCAAGGUGCUAUAGAUACGCAGGGAAAUGUUAUGACUCCAUUUGAUAUACAGCAGUUAUUCCGCAACCAUCAAGCGCAACAGGCAGCCGCAGCAGCAGCCGCCGCCGCUGCUAACCCGGCCGCGGCGGCCGCAGUAGCUGCUCAACAACUGCAGCUCAUUCAGCAACAGCAGCAACAACAAUUCCAUUUACAACAACAACAGCAACUAGCCGCAGCGGCGGCCGGACUCGCUGCAGCGGCAUCGGCACCCGCUGCUACACCAGUGGCGGCUGCAGCAGCCGCGGCUUCUUUCGCGCCACCCGGCACGGCAGCUACUACGCCGUACCUCAUUAACCCUCAGGAACCAUAUGUCAUUGCCGGCUUUAUGGGCUCAGGUCCGACGGUGGUGCCACAGUACUAUGGAGUUCCAUGGGGAAUGUAUCCGGCGGGCAGCAUCAUCCAGCCAGCUGGAGCGGCCGGUGGCCAACCCGGAACGACGACCAACGGCACGAACACGGCUAACCAACAACGCAGGCCAAUGAGUCCGUCGCAGGCCGACGGCACCCAAUACCAAGUGAUACCCGCAUUCUACGACCAAAACGGUUCGCUAGUGAUGACCCGCAAUGGCGGUCAGCUUCGGCUCGUCUCGCCGGCUUCAGUUAUCGUCAACGCGCAGCAAGCAGGUCUCCAACCACAGCCUCAGCAGGCGGUCGGUUCGGCAGCCAACAACUAUUCGACCAACUUGACCUCACUGACAUCCAGCCUUUCGUCGCUGGGGGUCAGCGCAGCAGGAAUGCAUGAUGUCAACGCCAGUCUUGGAUUGAGUUCUGGCAAUGCUGGAAGGCGUGAUUCAUUUGAUCGCAAUACGUCCGCUUUUUCGCCGUCCAUGGACUAUGCUCGUCCUCCCAAGUGGCCUCAGUACGGAGCACUUGCUUCACAGAGUCCUCUCGGCUUGGCAUCUGGUUCACUAACGCCACCGCCAACAAUGGGAUCAGCGUCCAAUUUACAGCUGGGACUGAUGAGUUCAGCAGCCAACAAUGCCAACCGAAGCUUGAUGAACGCUGCACCUGGUGCUGAAACCAUGUCUAAAUUUAGAGCUAGUGAUUAUGCAAUGGGAGGUCUGGCUGCAAAUGGAACUAUGUUCAAUACUGCGGCCAAUCCAAACGCAUCGAGUUCGUUGUUCAACAAGAUGGGAGUUAGAGGAAGCACAUCGUCUCUUGGUGGAUCUUCUAUAACAUUAGAUUCAAAACCAUCAGGUCGAAGCCGUCUAUUGGAAGACUUCAGGAACAAUCGUUACCCCAGUCUCCAAUUACGAGACUUGACCAAUCAUAUUGUCGAGUUUUCUCAAGAUCAACAUGGAUCCAGAUUCAUUCAACAGAAACUGGAAAGAGCUUCUACCCCAGAAAAGCAGUUGGUGUUCUCUGAAAUAUUGGCGGCCGCCUACAGUCUAAUGACAGAUGUGUUUGGUAAUUAUGUCAUUCAAAAGUUCUUUGAAUUUGGGACGCCAGAACAGAAAUCAACUUUAGCACAGAAGGUUAGAGGACAUGUACUACCAUUGGCAUUACAAAUGUAUGGCUGCAGGGUUAUUCAAAAAGCUUUAGAAAGUGUUGGAGGUGAACAACAAGUUGAAAUAGUGAGAGAAUUAGAUGGACACGUCUUAAAAUGUGUUAAAGAUCAAAAUGGUAAUCAUGUGGUGCAAAAAUGUAUUGAGUGUGUGGAUCCUCAUGCAUUACAGUUUAUUAUAAAUGCUUUCCAAGGACAAGUCUUAACUUUAUCCACGCACCCAUAUGGAUGUAGAGUCAUUCAACGCAUACUGGAACAUUGUACACCUGAACAGACUGCACCUAUACUUGACGAAAUGCAUCAGCAUGUUGAACAAUUAAUUCAGGACCAAUAUGGCAACUAUGUCAUUCAACAUGUAUUAGAACACGGUAAACAAGAGGAUAAAUCUAAAUUGAUAUGUUCUGUUCGUGGUAAAGUUCUGACAUUGUCGCAACAUAAAUUUGCAUCCAAUGUUGUAGAAAAAUGUGUUACACAUGCCACUCGUAGUGAACGAUCUAUGUUAAUUGAAGAAGUUUGCGGAUUUAAUGAUAAUGCUUUACAUGUUAUGAUGAAAGAUCAGUAUGCUAAUUAUGUGGUACAGAAAAUGUUGGAUGUUUGUGAAUCUUCACAACGCAAAAUUUUGAUGCACAAAAUCCGUCCACAUUUUGCUUCACUUCGAAAAUACACUUAUGGUAAACAUAUAAUUUCUAAACUGGAAAAGUACUUUAUGAAGAGUAAUCAACAAUCGGUGCCAGUAUCUGAUUUGGGACCUAUUGGACCACCAACAAAUGGGGUUCUUUAAAUAAUUUUUUUUUUUUUCCACUAAAAUAGUUCAAUUAUUGUAUCCCUUUUAUUAAAUAUUUUGAAUCCAAAUUUCAUUUCUAAUUUUUCUUUUAAAUUAUUACUACUACUACUACUACUAUAUUAUUAUUAUUAUUAUUCAAAGUUAGUGGGUUUAACUUAAUUUUGUUCAUUAAAGAUAUAAAAUAUCCAGUUUAGUUAGGUAAUUAUGUGGCUUUAGAUAUCUUUUUUAUAGAUUUGUUUAAAAACAAAAAAAAAAAAAUUAAUUAAUCUAGCUUGAUAGUGUGGGCUUUGAUAUUAAAAUAUUACACUUUUGAAUACUGUAUUGGCAUAGACAACUACAUUUUUAACUAAGUUCUAAUAUGGUGACGUUUACAAGGUAUGUACAUUGAAAUAGAUAAAAUAUUAUUUAGUAUCCAAAUUGUUAAUAUGACCUCAGCAAAUUUCUUAUACAGCGUUAAUGUAUAAUUUGCUCCUUUUUCAUAUAUGUACAAAAAAAAUUAUAAAUCUUUGGUCAUGUUUUUUUAUUUAAUACUAUUUUUUUAACCGAACACUUAAUAAUUGUGUAUAAUAUUUUGUAUAAUUUUCUUUUUUAAUAUAGAUUUCCUUUAAUUUUAAACAGGGUUUAAUUAGAUUUUGAUAGUGAAGUUUUGUUUGUUUUUCUGUAAUGUAAAAAAGUCAAGUAUCUUUUCUAUAUAAAUAUUACGUCUGUAUACAUAUAUAAAUUGAAAAGUUAUUCAUUCCUGUAAAAUUUUUUUUUGUACGCUGUAUAAAGAAAUUAUAUAAUAUGCACAUAAUUAUUGCUACAAUGCUUGUUUUUAUUUAUAUACAAAUAAUUUAUAUAAAUAUAUAUAUGAUGUAUAAAAUUGCAUAUUUGAAAUAUAAAAUCUAUAAAGCCAUUUCGUUUUUGUGUUGUAUAAAUAUUUUGAAAUCUGUAAUAAACUGUAAAUCAUUCUAGUUUCGGGUAACAUAUAAAUAAAUUAUUAUUUUUAUUAUAUAUUUAUAAAUAUAUAUUUUUUCUUAGUAUUAUUUACAAUAUUCAAAUAAAUGAAGAUAUAAAAUGGUGAUAAAUGUAUAUAAUAUAAAAUAAUGUAUUUUUUUUUUUUUUUUACGAGUAUCAUUUUCAUUUGCAAUGCAUUUUUUUAUUAUUAUUAUGUUAAACUCUAAGUGAGUUUCCCAUAGACACAUAAGUUUAGAAUAUUAUGUUCCUGUUAUAUGUACAUAAUAAAGAAAAAAAUCAUUAGUA